Molecule: messenger RNA, 3875 nt
Organism: Rhopalosiphum maidis (corn leaf aphid)
Lineage: Eukaryota; Metazoa; Arthropoda; Insecta; Hemiptera; Aphididae
Gene: Ube3a
Product: ubiquitin-protein ligase E3A
Exons: 14
Coding region: 634-3723 (1029 amino acids)
Biological process (GO): protein polyubiquitination
Molecular function (GO): ubiquitin protein ligase activity
Source: RefSeq, a predicted model, not a curated record
CGGCACCCAUCGUCUCGUCGUCGUCGAAUUAUUAUUAUUAUUAUUAUUAUUCUCGGUCUGCGAUAUUUUUUCCCACAAACGCAAAACAUCUGAUACGCAUUUUUCUUCUUUGUUUUGCGCGCGUACCGAAUGAAAAUAAACAAAUAGGAAAAUGUACUGCGAGCGAGUGAGACGGAGAGAAGAGUGAUUACACACACCACACGCACACGCACACGCACUCAGGCGGUCUGCUGACUGCUAUCGAUUUACUGUAUUGUUCGGUUGUUCUCUAGUCAGUAGUCACUAGUCGCACUGUCGCAGAUUUCGACGAGGGUCAACGGCGACGUGGUGUGUCGAUCGCGAGCACACAAUAAAGCGUUUGAAACAACGAGAGAGACACGCGGCAAUCGUCGUCACGUUCAACAGUUAGUAAAUAUUAAACAUCUUUUGACGUUGACCGGUCAUCACUCAGAAAUCGUAUUGCGAUAAUCGAAUGGCUCGACCGCCGAAUCGCGCCAGUCGUAGACGUACAACAACAACGACGAUCAGUAAAUAAUUCGGCGCUUAUUACACCUUAUUCGUGAUCGUUUCGUCUACACAGAUUUUGCGUUUGAGCAGGUAUUGCAACGCCGCUCCCCCGAAUCUGAUGUCAACAUGAAAAGAGACUUGGCCAAGAAAUUGAUCGAACGUUAUUUCUAUCUGAUCACAGAAGGUUGUGGCAACGGUGAUUGUGUUAAUGAUUACUGUGCAUCCAGCAAAAGGUGUACUAAUGUGGUGUCAGCUAAUGAUGCAGCCGCUAUCGCUAUUCAAUUAUUUCGCCUUGAUGCAAGACUGUGUGAUCAACAUCCCAUGAAAGUAGCAAGAACCACUAAUAACCCAUCAGUGUCUGGAAAUACUUUACAUGACGCCAAUACAUCAUUAGCUUGCUGUAGCAAUACCCAAGAUACCCUUUGUUUAUCACAUGAUGCUUGUGUACAAACAAAUCCAUGUACUGUAUUCCAAGUAAAUCCAGUACAUACAACUGACUUAUCCAGAUCAUUAUCAGAUGCUCAGAUUACUCAAACCACGAAUACUUGUUCUCAAACAGAAAGUGGCGGUAGUUCAUCUUCUUUUAAAAUAGUCAGUGCCGAAUCUAUGGCAAAAGAACACGGUCCAUUUAUUGCACCAAUUGAAUCUAUGGCGCAACAACAAGAAGGUACAUCUACUCAAUUUUCUAAAGAAGAAGUUAGUGAAGAUGUAUUGAAGCAUACAGCUGAUCAUGCAAAUCUUUGUGAGCAAAAUAAUACUCCUAAUCAUUCAACAAACAAGGAUAUUUUGGAUCACUUAGAUGUUGCUUCAUUAGAAAUACCAGAAUGUGUUUUGCAUGAAGUAGAAGACAUAAACUUAACUUUCAUGGAAACUAUGAAAAAAACUUUAAAACAAAUUGCUUCUAUUCAAAAUGGUAUUAAAUAUUUGAAUGAAACCAAUUUGAUAGAACUAGCAAGACAGCAAAAAGGACCUGAUCCGUGCAAAGAUAACAAUGAGUUACUAUCUGCUCUGUACCAUGUAUUCUCAACACCAGAAGCAUUGGGGAAUAGUUUUAUAAAACGCCCAUUAAAACAAAAAAAAGAUUUGCUUAAAGUUCAUAAUCAUGCUAAGACUUUAUCCCCCAGUAUGACCAAAGAAAAAAUACGUGAAAUGGAAAUUGAAAAAGAAUUGGAUGAUAACUCAAUGGAUGAAGAUGAUGAGGUAGAAGGAGAAGAAGUGUAUGGCGACAAACAAUUAGAUGUAGAAGGGUUAGCACGAGCAUAUAACAAAAUUAAUUCCACCAUUAACAAUGAAUUUUAUAAAAAUGUUCUUUGUUUAGCCAUUAGUUCCUUAUGUGCAAAAAUCACUGUAGAAUUACAUUAUUUUAAGUCUAAAUCAUUUCCAAUCAGUGAUAAAUAUUUAGAGGAUGUGUUACAUUCGCUUAAAAUCAUCUAUGAAAUGCCAUGGUUAGAUGACUUAGCAUUUGUAGAACGUAUAGUACCUAGGCUUGUAGCAGCCACAUGUGUACUCCCAGUUGCUGAACAAGCGAAACUUGCAAAGUUCUGGAGUGAAAUGUCAUCUGAAAACACUUUACGGCGAAUAUUACAUUGUCUCCAAGAAGCUAUAACGUUCCAACUAAUAUCUACUGAAUAUGAUGCAACUUUUCAAGAUGAGACUGCUGUUGUAUUUGCUACAAAAACUAUGAAGAUUUUAUACUAUGCAAGUAUUAUGGCUGGUGAAUGCGAUACAAAUGUUUAUAAUGAAGAUAUUAGACAGCCUGAAAAAAUAGAGAAAAAACAUGAAAAUGUAAGGGAUGAAAAUUUACUGGAAGAUAUUCUUAUUAAUUCACAUCCAAAGAAUAAAAUUAAUAAAACUGAUCCAUUAGCUGAAAUUUUAAAUAUAAAUAUUUUGGCCUGUCGUGCUCCUUUAAUUCCUAUAUCUAAAUUUUACAAUGAGUUAUUGAGUGAUGCUCUAGAAAUGGAUGAUGAUUAUCAAACUUGGAGAGAACAUGGCAUUGAAAAAUUUUCUUAUAUGUCCCAUUCAUUUGUUCUUACCCCAUCCACUAAAACUCUUGGGCUGUACUAUGAUAAUCGAAUACGAAUGUAUGAAAAUAGACGUUUCUGUCUUAUACAAACAUUAAUAGGUCAGCCUACUCAUCCUUACCUCAAACUUAAAGUAAGGAGGGAACAUGUUGUUCAGGAUGCUCUAGUUGAACUUGAAAUGGUAGCCAUGCAAAAUCCGUCGGAUCUCAAAAAACAAUUGGCGGUUGAAUUUGACGGUGAACAAGGUGUUGAUGAAGGUGGAGUCUCUAAAGAAUUCUUCCACCUCAUUGUCGAAGAAUUAUUUAACCCAGACUAUGGUAUGUUUGUGAUUAUGAACUCUGAAAGUGGAAACCCUACUUAUUGGUUUAACUCAUUCUCAUUUGAAACUGCUGCCCAGUAUUCAUUGAUUGGCCUCAUAGUUGGAUUAGCAAUUUACAACAAUGUCAUAUUAAACAUUAAUUUACCAAUGGUUGUGUAUCGAAAGUUACUAGGUAAACGGUGUACAUUCAAUGAUCUACAGGAUUGGAAUCAGGAAUUAUACAAUGGCUUAAAGAAUUUGUUGGAUUACAAAGAAGAUGAUAUUGAAGAAAUGUUUAUGCAGACAUUUAGAAUUUGCUACAAAGAUGCAUUUGGUGAAAUAGUAUAUCAUGAUCUUAUAGAUAAUGGAGAUAAUAUUACUGUAAACCACAUAAAUAAAAGAGAAUUUGUGGAUAAAUAUGCUGAUUUCUUACUCAACGAAUCAAUCGGAGUGCAGUUCAAUGCAUUCUACCGUGGAUUCCAAAAUGUUAUGGAAGAAUCUCCAUUACAAUACCUAUUCUGGCCUGAAGAACUUGAACAAAUAGUGUGUGGCAGUAAAGUAUUUGAUAUGUCCGAGUUAGAAGAAACUACACUUUAUGAAGGAGGAUAUCACAAAGACACAGACGUUAUUAAAUUUUUCUGGGAAUUUGCCCAUGCCUUACCUAGAGCCUCUCAGCAAAAAUUAUUACAAUUCACAACAGGAAGUGAUAGAGUUCCUGUUGGUGGCCUUGGAAAAUUAAAACUGACUAUUACGAGGAAUGGUUCAGAUUCUGACAGGCUACCUACCGCGCAUACUUGUUUCAACAUCCUGUUGCUACCUGAAUACAGCAGUAAAGAUAAACUUGAUGAGAGACUAUCAAAAGCUAUCAAUUAUGCUGAAGGGUUUGGUAUGAUAUGAAACCAGUAAGGAAGAAAACACCCACCUAUGAAUUGUGCUACGUUUUUGAGCGCAAUCAAAGUUUUUAGAAAUUAUAAGUUUGUUUUCAAUUCUUGUAUAAUGUGUAUAAUAAUAAGUUGUAUUAAUUUUAUUAAAUUUAUGUUGAAUUAUAA